AUGAAGUUCUCCCUUGGAAUGUACUGGAAAGUAUGCGGCGGUAUGCAAUGUCCAACUCGUUGAGAAAAGCAGCGUUGAAUAUGGUGGCGUCGGGGCUCACGUCGCGAGAAGUGCAUGAUUUGGAGAAGAGCUUCGUGAAGAUCGAUGCUGACCACGAUGGCGUCAUACAAUUCUCUGAACUCCUUCAAGCUAUCGCUCCAACCAAUCGGAAGGGCAUGCAUUCUGUGUUUCGCAUGUUAGGUAAAAGUGUGAAUAGCGGAAAUGGACAGGUGGUCGAAUAUUCACAGUUUUUGGCCGCGGCUGUUCAUAUGCGCUCUGAAAUGUUCCGCGAUAAAAUGCGAGAAAUAUUCGGAAGGUUCGACAUCGACGGCAACGGGACGAUUUCCAGAGAUGAGCUCAGGACGAUCCUUGCGUAUAGUCCCUCCACCAAUGAUGAUGAUUUGGACGCUGAGGUUGCUGAGUUGUUGACUAAGUUUGAUACGGAUGGUAACGGUGUGAUCGAUUAUGAGGAGUUCUUGGCCGCUAUAGACGAUGAUGAAGGGAGUCGAGAUAAGACCUGGAUCUUUCGCCGCUCGAUGAGGGUGCUUAUAGUGCUGUUAUAA
Molecule: messenger RNA, 602 nt
Organism: Perkinsus marinus ATCC 50983
Lineage: Eukaryota; Perkinsozoa; Perkinsida; Perkinsidae
Product: calmodulin, putative
Exons: 5
Molecular function (GO): calcium-dependent protein serine/threonine phosphatase regulator activity; calcium ion binding
Source: RefSeq, a predicted model, not a curated record